Cotesia congregata is the source of this 435-nucleotide messenger RNA. NCBI's taxonomy places the organism in Eukaryota, Metazoa, Arthropoda, Insecta, Hymenoptera, Braconidae. The record is from the annotation of a GenBank genome assembly.
AUGGAUCCGGUUUUCGUAAGACUCGUAAGUCAUUCAUGCCUCCAAGGAACCAGAAAAACCCUAGAAAAUUGGUUCCUACGUCAAGGCUUUUGUAAGAAUACAAAUCUUACCAAAUUAAGUUCAAAUUUUAGACUAGAGCUGAUCUUGCUGGUGAAGACUAAUAGAAGCAAAAGGCCCGUACCGUCUCUUAAUAAGCUUGCAGUCAAGUUAAAAGUCCAGCAAUUAAGCACUAUGGGCUUGUUAUCGAGCAAGUUCCCGCAGAGACUCUUCAGGACAAUACAGGGUGGAUGUCUACAACGUUGUCAGGUUCCUAUUGACAGCAGUAGCUGCGAUGAAGAAAAUAGGAGGAAAAAUUUCAUGAUGGUCUGCAUUAUACACACUGGAGCCAACAAAUACUACGUCAAGGCUUCUGUUCAGAAGUUGAUUGCAAGUUAA